GUAAAUGAGAUCGCUUUCUUUUGAAAUCAUGGUGGUCAAAUUGAUGGCCAUCCUAUUAGUUGAAACAGCUCUUCUCUUGGUCAUAGGCCAUGUUGUUUUGGCGAACAAUUCCAACUCGAAGCAUGAACGUCCUCAAAAAGUUACAACCACCAUUAGAGAUAAUUUUCGACGUGCUAAUGGAGUAAUAAAGAGCAUCCAGAGUGAAGAUGGUGAUAUAAUUGAUUGCAUUGACAUUUACAAGCAACCAGCUCUUAGUCAUCCAGCACUUAAAAACCACAAGAUUCAGAUGGAACCCAGCUACGUUCCAACCACAGACCAAACUACAAGAAAGAUAAACAGAGCAAAAGGGAAGAAGAACAAACCAUCCAAAUCAGAGGUUCCACUUUCUGUGAUAAAACAGAUAUGGCACAAAAAUGGAAGCUGCCCUGAAGGUACUGUUCCAAUACGAAGGAAUCUGAAAACAAAUAAUAAAGCAGUACCAAUCGUUUCAAGGAGAUAUCAACGUUCUUUCAGUCAGCUCAGCCAAAACAACACAUCGAAUUUGCUCCGCCCUAACCAUGCGUUGUCGGUGUUGAGGACCGAUGGGCAUGCAUAUUUAGGAGCACAAGGAAGCAUUGCUGUCUAUAAUCCUGAAGUUGAGAAUCCGGACGAGUAUUCUCUCUCAGACAUUUCUCUUGAGAAUGGGGGCCCUGAAAAGUUCGAAACAGUUAGAUCGGGAUGGAUGGUAAAUCCAGCUGUCUAUGGAGAUAAAAAGUCAAGAUUUUUUACAUAUUGGACGAGUGACGGUGGACAUGAAACGGGCUGCUUCGAUCACAUUUGUCCAGGUUUUAUACAACUCAGUAAAAAUAUCGCACUCGGAGUUGUUAUCGAUCACAUUUCGACAACUCCUAAUAAGCCAGCCGAACUUAUGUCAAUAUCCAUCUAUAAGGAUCUGGACACAAACAACUGGUGGGUAGAUUCAGGAGAGGAGAAAAUAGGCUACUGGCCAGGGGAUCUUUUCGACGAAUUAAUUAAAAAUGCUGAAGCAAUUCAAUGGGGUGGCGACGUUUAUAGCACAAGGCUGGAAACUCAUCCGCAUACGGCCACCGCAAUGGGGAGUGGAGCAUACUCUUCUCCGGUCGACUGGUUAUCGGGUUCGAUCAGAGGGAUUCGGAUUCUACAGAAUUCUAUGGUUUGGAAAUAUCCAGAUUGGGCUUCUCCCUAUGCGGAUCAAGUUAAUUGUUACGAUAAUAAUCUUCAAGUCGUGGCAGAUGACCCGGUUUUCUAUUAUGGAGGACCCGGAAGCGGCGGUCAAGCAUCCAAGUGUCCUUGACUGAGCUUAGAUUAAUUUUACGGUUUGAUUGGAAAAUGAAAUGCCCGAAUUCGAGCGUAUAUGAAUAUAUCGAAU
Molecule: messenger RNA, 1387 nt
Organism: Oldenlandia corymbosa var. corymbosa
Lineage: Eukaryota; Viridiplantae; Streptophyta; Magnoliopsida; Gentianales; Rubiaceae
Source: the annotation of a GenBank genome assembly